AGUCCUUAUAAAGGCACUAAACAGGUGGCUGGAAGACCACCAGCACCUCCCUUUUAUGAAAUGAAAAUAUUCUCCUGAAAUUCAUCACCGACAACCAGGAUAUUUAUCAAAGUGCAAUGUUAAACUGCUGAAAGAGGUGAAGCACAAGCCAUCCUGAAGAAUCUCCAGAACACGCAGAAACAGUUUGCUGCAUUUACCAGAUAAAUGAAGCCAAGUCCCGACAUGGAGAAACAUCAGAACUCUGUCAAGAGUUUUACUAAACAGAGUAAUCUCAAAAAACACCAGCGCAUUCACACAGGAGACAAACCGUAUCACUGCUUAGACUGUGGGAAGAGUUUUAAUAGACCGGGGACUCUAAAACUGCAUCAGCGCAUUCACACAGGAGAGAAACCUUAUCACUGCUCAGACUGUGGAAGUAGUUUUACUCAACAGAGUCAUCUAAAACGACACCAGCUCAUUCACACAGGAGAAAAACCGUAUCACUGCUCAGACUGUGGGAAGAGAUUUACUGAAAAGAGUACUCUCAAAAUACAUCAGCGCAUUCACACAGGAGAGAAACCGUAUCACUGCUCAGACUGUGGAAAGAGUUUUACUACACAGAGUCAUUUCAAAAUACACCAGCGCAUUCACACAGGAGAGAAACCGUAUCACUGCUCAGACUGUGGGAAUAGUUUUACUAAACAGAGUAAUCUCAAAAAACACCAGCGCAUUCACACAGGAGAGAAACCGUAUCACUGCACAGACUGCGGGAAGAGUUUUACUGAACACAGUAAACUCAAAAUACACCAGCGCAUUCACACAGGAGAGAAACCGUAUCACUGCUCAAACUGUGGGAAGAGAUUUACUGAACAGAGUACUCUCAAAAAACACCAGAGCAUUCACAUAGGAGAGAAACCGUAUCACUGCACAGACUGCGGGAAGAGUUUUACUGAACACAGUAAACUCAAAAUACACCAGCGCAUUCACACAGGAGAGAAACCGUAUCACUGCUCAAACUGUGGGAAGAGAUUUACUGAACAGAGUGCUCUCAAAAAACACCAGCGCAUUCACACAGGAGAGAAACCGUAUUACUGCUCAAACUGUGGGAAGAGUUUUACUAAACUGAGUAAUCUCAAAAUACACCAGCGCAUUCACACAGGAGAGAAACCGUAUCACUGCUUAGACUGUGGGAAGAGUUUUAAUAGACCGGGGACUCUAAAACUGCAUCAGCGCAUUCACACAGGAGAGAAACCUUAUCACUGCUCAGACUGUGGAAGUAGUUUUACUCAACAGAGUCAUCUAAAACGACACCAGCUCAUUCACACAGGAGAAAAACCGUAUCACUGCUCAGACUGUGGGAAGAGAUUUACUGAAAAGAGUACUCUCAAAAUACAUCAGCGCAUUCACACAGGAGAGAAACCGUAUCACUGCUCAGACUGUGGAAAGAGUUUUACUACACAGAGUCAUUUCAAAAAACACCAGCGCAUUCACACAGGAGAGAAACCGUAUCACUGCUCAAACUGUGGGAAGAGUUUUACUAAACUGAGUAAUCUCAAAAUACACCAGCGCAUUCACACAGGGUAGAAACUCCAUCUCAAAUCAGUUUGAAGGCAAUUAAAAGCGCAAAUCGUAAAUCUUUCGGACAGAACACCUUAUCCUACACAAAUGUUUCACUUUGUCACUUGGGACACGUUCCACCAGAAACAAACAUGAACUGAAUUGAACAAUGGAUUUUACAGAUUCAGCAAAAUGAAUCUUAUUCAGGGAUGAUGUUUAUUGAAUUCCAUGCUAUGUUUUCCUGUUUGAUAUUCCAGGACAUUCUUCGUGAGACAGAGCUCAGUUUUUAGGGUAGUUACAGUAGGAGUUCAGUUCUGAAUAAGGAAAGGUCGUACGAAGUUUGAGCGAGGGCACUGCCAGUGUUUGCUCCAGAUGUUAGAUUAGCAUAACUUAGUCUUUAAAAAUGUAAAUGUUGUAGUUGUUAGGAGUGGAGAAGAAAUCUUAGCCUGCAACUAACAGGGUUCGUACGGGUGCUUGAAAUCCUGGAAAAUGCUUGAAUUUUAACAUUCUGUUUUUCAGGCCUGGAAAGUGCUGGAAUUUUGGAGAAAAUGCUUGAAAGUGCUUGAAAUUUUAACUGCAUUUACAUUACAACAAAUAACUGUCUGACUAAAUAAGUUCACUUAAAGAAAAAAAUUGCACCUCUGUGUUUUUUAAAACACGGACAGCAGGAGAGUUAGCUAGCUAUGCUAAAAGCCAAGCUUUGAAUUUAUCUAAAUAAUAAUAGUAAUAAUCCAGGUUACACCUAUAAUAUACUAUUAGGCUAAACCCAGCCGGGCACUGUUAACAUGGUGUCACCAUCCUCCAACGAGCUGCUGUUGGGUCCGCUUCAGUGCCAUGAAACGAGCCGAUUUAGCUAUGCUUAAAGCCAAAAGCCGGGUUAACGGUGCUGGCGAGCGAGUCAUUCCAGCCACUGAAGCCGCGAUACAAGCCCCGGAGAUCGGCUUGUUUCAAGCACUGAAUCCGGGCAAACAGCCCCAGGUGUUCUGUCGAGUUCUGCUAAUCAAAACUAUUUUCUUUUUUAUUUAAGAUAUUGUAACAAAACAUUGUCGGAUAUAUGGCUCAUGGUUUGAAAAUUUGGCAUCGCCUUGGAAGGAUUGGAGCAGGUUUUGAGCUCGAACAGUGGAUCCUGCCUCAAACAAUUACAAUGCCAGAACAUUAACAAAAAUAGUAGAGAGUGGCACUAACUCACUUGAUUAAAGAAUGAAAACACCGGCCAGUUAAGUAUUGAACAAAAAGUGCGAAGAUGAUCCUCCAUUAUGAGAGUCUUCAAGAUUUCUUACAUAACAACUAAAACUUUGGCCUAUGAUCGAUUAGGAGUUGGUGAACACUCAGGACUUUUGUUGCUCUGUGCUCCAGGGGGGUAUGAUCAACUGCCUGAAUCCUGGUGUUGUAGAAAAGAAAAUGCAAGGUGGGCUACCCCCACCUCUCGUCCGGGGUACAACUCCCCUACGUGUUCGUUUGAUAGAGAGAGUCAGACAGGUGGAGUGAAGUUGAAAGCAAACCAAGUAUUUAUUACAAAGUGCUGAAUAUUCAGGAGAACCCACACAUGAAAAGACCGUCUAACAGCCGUCCCAGCAUAAGUUCUGACCCCCCUCUGAUCUGACUCCAUGUUUUAUACCCCAAAUGACGUGAAACCUGCUGAUGAGGCGUUACUAACGAUUAGCUCAUGUUAAUAUGCAUAAUUUCACGUGUUAGUACUCAAGUUUCACGUGUCUGACCGGACCACUAGUGUUUGACCUUGACUGUGUUCUUCCAGGAUGGAACAUCGUGGCACUAUCUGUGUGAGUGUGCGUCACCCCCCGCUUUGAAGCAGAGGUUUUUAAGGAGGCACUCACUCACCAAAAGGCCGCUUUGACCUAAGGGCCUCUUCUGUAGCAAUUUAGCCCUGUACCGAGCGUACCAGUCGAGAUCACACAGAGUGCACCAGCCGCUGAUUGAUGGCCAUUAAUUAGGGUCAUGCAGUGAACGAAAUGCUUCAAGAAUAACUUUCGUAUGUUAUAUGUUAAUGUGUUAAUAACGCGUGGUUAGUCCGCCAUAUAAUAAAUCCUAUGUGUUAGUAAACGCCUUAUGUAUCGUGUGGGUUAAUUUGUCAUAAUAGAGUCUGUGUUAGUCACAUGCCUGAUCAAACAAUGUUUUACUAUAUAUGUAAAGAAUAUAUUGUGAUUAUUGGUUAAUCUUCUAUAUAAAUGCGUGUAAAAUACACUGUGAGUAAAAAUGAUCAAAUAUAAUGUGAGUAUUGGUUAAUGCAUAUAAAAUACAAGGUUUCACACAAUGAUUAUGUAAUUAUAGAUACUAAGAUAAGUAAUCAUAAUUGAAAGAUAUUUGUCAAUACACUCAAGGUAAAAUAAACAGUUACUCUUCACUGGUAAUCCGCGCCUUCUUCCCGAUAAUUUCAGCUGCCUUGUUAGGGCCCACUAUCAACGGAGACCAGCAGAUGUGUUUAGUGAAAUCCAAGAAUGGUAUGUAAUCUCUUGUUAGAAAUGCAGUGAAGAUCACGUGGACACUGAAUCCGGCUACGCACCAUAGGCUGAACUGGGGUGUCAGGGAGAGGGCUCGAGUAA
Messenger RNA from Astyanax mexicanus (Mexican tetra), 4097 nucleotides. Its product is annotated as zinc finger protein 484-like. Gene Ontology annotation, biological process: regulation of transcription by RNA polymerase II. The record is from RefSeq and is a predicted model, not a curated record. Bases 205 to 1563 code for a protein of 452 amino acids. Lineage: Eukaryota; Metazoa; Chordata; Actinopteri; Characiformes; Acestrorhamphidae. The transcript has 2 exons. Gene Ontology annotation, molecular function: DNA-binding transcription factor activity, RNA polymerase II-specific; RNA polymerase II cis-regulatory region sequence-specific DNA binding. Gene Ontology annotation, cellular component: nucleus.